UUUACCUGUAGAAUAUGCUGCCGAAGUUUCGUGAUUGCAAUUCGAACCACCCAAUAUAAAUUUAAUCUACUCAAUAAUUUUAUUCUUAUCGAAUGAGCUUGGCAUUUAAUUUAAUAUAUUCUCAACCCGAGUUCUCAACUAUCAGUUUUUAAAAAUAUGUAUUAUUUGAAACUUAAACUAAAUAAUUAAAUUUUUUAAAUGAAAUAUUCCGUGUGAAGAAGACAAAUUAGAAGUUUAAUCGUGGAGCAGGCUUAGAAAACAAAUGAAUAUCUAAACGUCAUUCCAACUUGAUGAAUUUUUAUUAUGCAACUUUUACAUCGAACACUAAUGACUUAAUUGGCAACAAUAUAAGAAAAUUUAGUGAAAAAUUUUAUAGAAAGCGAAAUGACAACUAAUUUUCGAUCGAUUGAGGAUAUUCCCCCACCGUAUCGUUGCAUUUUCCAACAAUAUCCGUGUUUUAAUGCUGUCCAGACUCAGGUGUUCGACGAUGCUCUUAAUACAGAUAAAUCUUUAGUGGUAGCUGCUCCAACUGGUUCAGGAAAAACGGUUAUUUUUGAGCUAGCUAUAGUUCGGUUGCUCAUGUUAAACUCAACGGAAAAUAUAAAGGCAAUUUACAUAUCUCCAAUAAAAGCUUUAUGCCAAGAAAAACUAAACGAUUGGCAUAAGAAAUUCUCCGAAUUUGAUAUUCGAUGCAUGUCUCUGACUAGUGACACUGAUGAAUUUGAUCCAAGAUGUUUGUUGAAUUAUCAAAUAAUUUUGGCCACCCCAGAAAAAUGGGACGUCAUUACGAGACGAUGGAGAGACCAUCUAAAUUUUGUCAGGGCUAUCAAUUUGUUCAUGAUUGAUGAAGUGCAUCUACUAAAUGCUGAUAACAGAGGAUCUACUUUGGAAGUCAUAGUCAGUCGAAUGAAAACUAUUGAUACUUUUGUUUUAAAUCAAGGAAAUGCAAAAAUUCGUUUUGUAGCAGUAUCGGCUACAAUUCCUAAUGUAGAAGAUAUUGGAGAAUGGAUAGGACCUUCUGGAUCAGCUAUACAUUAUAAAUUUUCUGAAGACGUGAGACCUGUUAAGUUGAACAAAAUUGUUUAUGGAUUUACAUUCCAUCCCAAAGACCAGUCCGUUUUCAAAUUCGAUUGGUCUUUGAAUUACAAGCUUCAAAAUUUAAUAUCAAAAUACUCCGAAGGACAACCGACUUUGAUUUUCUGCAGUACCAGGAAAAGUGUUGAAAUGACGGCCAAACACCUGGUCGAUAAUUUACAGAUUCGGUUGAAGCAAGAACAAAAAGCUAUGUUGAAUGAGAUUUCUUCGCGUUUAACUGACGUGAAAUUGCAACAAUAUGUUAUGAAUGGUAUUGCGUUUCAUCAUGCGGGUUUGGUGCGUGAGAAUCGGUACUCUAUUGAAGAGGCUUUCAGACAAGGACACAUUCCUAUUUUGGUUACUACAAGCACCCUGGCUAUGGGUGUAAAUUUACCCGCCCAUUUAGUAAUAAUAAAAUCCACGAAAUGCUACGAUUACAGCGGCGGUUAUAAAGACUACGACGAAGUGUCCAUCUUUCAGAUGAUUGGCAGAGCCGGGCGAUCUCAGUUUGACACUUGUGCCACUGCUUUGAUUUUAACUACCGCCCAAGACAAGGCAAAGUAUGAAAAUAUGGUGGCAUGUACUCAGCCAAUAGAAUCCAACCUUCAUAAACAUCUCACUGAACACUUGAAUGCUGAAAUUGUCUUAAAUACUAUAACUGACUUGGAAGUGGCUAUGAGAUGGUUGUCGUCCACAUUUUUGUAUGUCCGAGCCAAAAAAUGUCCUGAGAAAUACAAGCUACCUGUUGGACUGACCCAAGAGAAAAUUGACAAAAAACUACUGGAAAUAUGCCAAAUUGACUUAAAUAAGCUAGUUGGCGCUGGAAUGGUUAACAUAAACCAAUGUAUCGAAAUAUCGCCCACAGUAAUUGGAGAAAUUAUGGCUAAAUACUACGUGGCAUUCAACACCAUGAAAUUAUUUACAAAAAUUACAGGAACUGAAAUUAUGAUACAGUUAUUAGGAAUAUUUUCAAAAUGUAGCGAAUUUUCCGAUAUACGAUUGAGGACUAAUGAUAAAAAAUGUCUCAAUUUACUUAAUAAACACUCUACCAAAGAAACCAUUAGAUUUCCUCUAAGUGGUAAAGUCACAUCUAGCGAUAUGAAAGUUAAUUGUAUCAUUCAGGCCAUGUUAGGAAAUCUAGAGAUACAUGAUCAGUCAAUUCUGAACGAUUCAUCCAGAAUUAUGCGAUGCUGUGAACGUUUAUCAAAAUGUUUGAUUGAAUAUCUAGAAACAAGGCCUAACAGUUACAGUGCUUUAUUAAAUGCUAUUAUACUUGCAAAAUGUUUUAAGGCAAAAUUAUGGGAAAAUUCUGUUUAUGUCUGUAAACAAUUGACUGGUGUCGGCCAAGUUUUCUCACAAACAAUGGCAAGAGCUGGACUAACUUCGUUCAAAAAAAUUAUAGAUACUAAUCCAAGAGUAAUUGAAAUGCAUAUUGGCAGAAAACCACCAUUUGGAAAUAACAUAGUGGAACAAGCUAAGGGUCUACCUCAGUAUGAGAUGAAAGUGGAAAAAAGAGACGAUGUCGUGUUUGUCGAGAUAAAUUUAGUGAAUUUACAAGAAAUUCAAGCCAAGUGUACUGUUGAUUUAUACUCAACUAUGACGUUACUGGUCGGAGAUAGUGACAAUAACUUGAUUAUCUACGAAAAGUAUUCACAAUCUUACAUGUUGGAUUCGCCUACAAUAACAAAAAUUGUCAAAAUUGAAAAUCAAGAUUUGGAAAGUAUAACUGCUAGUUUUAUAAGUGAUGACUGGGUUGGUUUUGAUUGCAACCAAACACUUCGAAUAAUUGAAAAAGCUUCAGUAGUCAAGCCAAGUCCAAAUAAAUCUAAACAAACAGUUCUAGACAUGUACAUGAAACAAGUUAAAAAAAGACCAAAAACGAAUAAAAAGGCGGUAAAAGCAAACAGGACUAACAGCAAAAUUGAUAUACAGCAAAAUAAAAGAAAUAGUGCAGAAAAUGUCGAAAAUAAUUGUGUUAAAAAAUCCGAAAUUGAAAAUAAAAUCUUAGAGGUUUCUCAAAAUAAAGGUAAUGAGCAGAAUAAGGAAAACAAAGAAGAUAAGAUUGUUUGUGAUGAAGCUGUAAUGAGCGAUAUAAACAUACAAAGCAAAGUGGAUAAAUUAGUUGAAGAAAUGAACGAUGAUAAAAAUUAUAUGAAUGACAUUAACAUCGAUAGCCUUGAAAAUGCCCUCCAAGAAUUGAAAGAGAAUAAUUUCUUUGAAGCUGAUUCCAAUACCAACAAAAUUGAAAGUAUUCUACAACGAGAAGAUUCGCCCAAGAAAAUAAAUAUUAACAAGAAACGAAAAAUACUAAUUGGAAGUAAAUUAUCAAUAUGUAACAAAGAAAAUAACCAAAACUCGAAAAAAAUCUUAAGUAAAAAAUCAAAAUUAUCAGAGCUGAAUAAGAAAAUCGAACUUAAUAAAAGUAUCCAAAAUCAAAAUUCAGAAACAGUUACAUCUACUAAUUGUGAAAAUUUGGAAACCAAAGAUCCCGAUAAUGACAGACCUUAUGUAAUUAAAGAAGUGAUUGAACCAAAAAACAAUACUAUUAGCAAUGAUUCGAAAGAUGAAGCUAAUUUACUUCAAAACAGUUUCUUAGAAUUCUAUAAUGAUCUUUGGGCCAGAAUUAAUGAAUUUGUUGGAAAAACACAAGUUGUCGUAUAAUAAUAAAAAUGAGAAUCGCACAACUGAGGAUUGUGCCGAAAAAAUAUCAGAGAACACCAUGGCCAAACCUGAUUCUACUGCUGAUCGCGGUAAAUUUCAUUUUACAUCACUAUUAUCACCAGAUACCAGCAAUUCUAGGACCAGGACAAAUUGUUUCGAGAACAGCCAACAAAAAACCAUCAAAUGGC
Sitophilus oryzae (rice weevil) is the source of this 3923-nucleotide messenger RNA. RefSeq names its product probable ATP-dependent DNA helicase HFM1. The coding region runs from base 385 to 3735 and encodes 1116 amino acids. Gene Ontology annotation, molecular function: ATP binding; nucleic acid binding. NCBI's taxonomy places the organism in Eukaryota, Metazoa, Arthropoda, Insecta, Coleoptera, Curculionidae. The transcript has 18 exons. The record is from RefSeq and is a predicted model, not a curated record.